GCUGGCUCCUCUCUCGAUCCAUGUACAGUGCCAGUACUAUAUCAUCGGCCAGUACGUACGCAGCCGGCCGGCCGGAGAGAUGGAAGACGGUCAUGAUGAGGAGAUCCGCAGCAGCAGCAAUUGUAGUAACGACCUCCUUCUCUACUGCGACGAAGCCCCAUUCGCCGCCGAAGACGACUUCUCACCAGUACCCCCGGCGGCGGCCAUCGUCGAUUGUGACGAUGCGGUGGAUGAAUUGAUGAGGGAGUACAAGGCGAAGGAGAGAUGCUUUGCUCCGGCCGCAGGCGGCGGCUACCUCCGCCGUCUCCUCCAUGACUGCGGCGGCGGGGGCGAGGGAGGAUUGUCGUCGUCAGUGUCAAGCGCCAGGUCCAAAGCCAUACACUACAUCCUCUACGCAUAUGGGCGGCUGGGAUUGGCGGCGGCGACGGCGUUCAACGCGGCCAACUAUCUCGACCGCUUCUUGGCCAUCAACUGCCACCUCAGUUGGGAGUUGUGGAUGGUGGAGGUGGUGAGCGUGGCUUGCCUCUCGGUUGCGUGCAAGCUGGACGAGGUCAACAUACCGCCACUCCACCAUCUACAGAUGGAGGAGGUGCUGCGGCAUUCGUUCCGGGCGUCGACGGUCCGUGACAUGGAGCUCACGCUGCUCAAGGCGCUCCAAUGGCGCCUCGCCUGCGUCACCCCUUACUCCUACCUCCAACUACUCCUCCUUCCCACUGCAUCUCCAGCUGAUCGCUCUCUCUGCACCCGCCUCCUCCUCCGAUGCCUCUCCGAGCCUUCGUUCCUCCGGUUUGACGCCUCCGUGGUCGCCGCCGCGGCGCUCAGGUGUACUACCGCUGCUGCUGCCAGUAAUCUCACCAUUCCUGCUCCACUCUCCACCCAAUUGGGCUAUGAUGAUCAGGCCGAGGAGUGCUUCAAGAUGAUGAAGAAAUUAGCGUUACUCGAGCUCGACUCAAGCAGCAACAGCAGCAGCAGUUCGCAGCGGGAAGAUCAGAACUACACUGCUGAGAAUGCUGCUAAUCACCUGCAAGGGACCAUCGGCAGUACUCCUCCCAUCUCAGUGACCGAUCCGUUCCAGAAUACAACCGAGGACGACGACCGUUCCUGCAGUACUAGUACAGUGAACAACAGGUCAUCGGCGGUUAUUGGCCGCCGGCGCCGCUUAUUUGGCGCGCCAGACAUUGAAUUCCACGAAGAUGUAUAAUUAAAUUGAACCACGUACGUACGCAUGAAAGAGAUGAUCUCACUCAAAACACACACACACACACACAAGAAGAAAAUUAUACUAAGCUGAUUGAUACCAUUAGUUAACUGUUAUCGUCGUUUGUUAACUGUGUACUGUAGCUAAUCCGGCACAUUAAUUCCGGCCGCUUUGUACGUUGCGCAAUACUACUCCAGUAUAUAUGUACUGCAAGCA
This is a messenger RNA of Brachypodium distachyon (stiff brome), 1414 nucleotides long. Its product is annotated as putative cyclin-D7-1. Gene Ontology annotation, cellular component: cyclin-dependent protein kinase holoenzyme complex; cytoplasm; nucleus. The record is from RefSeq and is a predicted model, not a curated record. The coding region runs from base 80 to 1201 and encodes 373 amino acids. Gene Ontology annotation, biological process: mitotic cell cycle phase transition; regulation of cyclin-dependent protein serine/threonine kinase activity. The transcript has 6 exons. NCBI's taxonomy places the organism in Eukaryota, Viridiplantae, Streptophyta, Magnoliopsida, Poales, Poaceae. Gene Ontology annotation, molecular function: cyclin-dependent protein serine/threonine kinase regulator activity.